Messenger RNA from Halichondria panicea, 2013 nucleotides. RefSeq names its product probable ATP-dependent RNA helicase DDX41. Gene Ontology annotation, cellular component: spliceosomal complex. Gene Ontology annotation, biological process: mRNA splicing, via spliceosome. The transcript is spliced from 14 exons. NCBI's taxonomy places the organism in Eukaryota, Metazoa, Porifera, Demospongiae, Suberitida, Halichondriidae. Gene Ontology annotation, molecular function: ATP binding; RNA binding; RNA helicase activity. The record is from RefSeq and is a predicted model, not a curated record. The coding region runs from base 42 to 1898 and encodes 618 amino acids.
CAAAGAAGGGGUGUGGCUUACUACAACUUUCAGCCAGCAAGAUGAAAAGAUCUUCAACGCAGUCUUCCAGUGACAAUUCCUCGAAGAGAAGGAGAAGUAGGUCAGCCUCUGACAUUGAAGAUGAAGAUGGUUAUGUACCGUAUGUUUCUGUCAAGGAGAGGAAAAAACAAGAAAUGUCAAAGUUGCUGAGUUAUCGUAAUCGUCGACUACAAGUGGUAGCCAAUGAAGGGGACACAGUACAGGAACCAGCAGAAGACGAUGACUUCGGUACACGUUCCAAAGUGAGUCUCCUUGACCAGCAUAGUGAGCUCAAGAAGAAGGCAGAGGCUCACAAAGUGUCAGAGAUGGACAAGCAGAGACAAGAGGAAGAAAAGAUUCUGCACAGUAUUCAAGAGACUCGUGCCCUCAUGAGCGUAGGGGAGCUAGCCAAGGGGGUGGUAUACACGGAGCCACUCAAAACGGGAUGGCGUCCACCACGCUACAUUCGAGAGGCCCCAGAGAGCAAACAUGAAAGAAUCAGGAAUAAAUGGCACAUUCUCACUGAGGGGGAGAAUAUUCCACCCCCUGUAAAAACCUUUCCAGAGAUGAAGUUGCCACGACCGAUUAUCGAUGCUCUCAAAAAGAAGGGAAUCACUCAACCAACACCCAUACAGAUACAAGGCAUUCCUGCCAUCUUGUCAGGGAGAGAUAUGAUAGGCAUAGCAUUCACUGGCUCUGGGAAGACACUGGUGUUCACACUACCCAUCAUCAUGUUCAGUCUGGAGCAGGAGAAGGUGAUGCCAUUUGGGAAGAGUGAGGGACCCUACGGCCUCAUCAUCUGCCCCAGUCGAGAGCUGGCUAAUCAGACCCAUGAGGUUAUUGAGAAUUUCACCACAGUAUUGUCAGCAGCAGGCUUCCCCUCACUUCGGACUGUCCUGUGUAUCGGAGGAAUAGCAAUGAAGGCCCAGACUGAAAUAAUCAGAAGUGGGGUGCACAUUGUAGUAGCCACACCAGGACGUCUGAUGGGCCUCUUGGAGAAGAAGAUCAUGAAUCUUGAGGUAUGUCGAUAUUUGGUUCUGGACGAGGCUGACAGAAUGAUUGACCUGGGUUUCGAGGAGGACAUUAGAACAAUAUUCUCUUACUUCAAAUCUCAACGGCAGACUUGUCUCUUUAGUGCUACUAUGCCUAAGAAGAUCCAGAACUUUGCAAGGAGUGCUCUAGUGAAGCCAGUGACGGUGAAUGUGGGGAGGGCGGGAGCUGCCAGCUUGGACGUUAUUCAGGAGGUGGAGUACGUGAAACAAGAGGCCAAGGUCGUCUACCUCCUAGAGUGUCUGCAAAAGACACCACCCCCAGUGCUGGUAUUUUCUGAGAAGAAAGCAGAAGUUGAUGACAUCCACGAGUACCUGCUGUUGAAAGGUGUCGAGGCAGUCAGCAUUCACGGAGGCAAAGACCAAGAGGAGCGACAGUGGGCCAUUAAAGAGUUCAGGGCACGAUCCAAAGAUGUGCUGGUGGCUACAGACAUUGCCUCUAAGGGACUAGACUUCCCCGAGAUACAGCAUGUGAUUAACUAUGACAUGCCUACUGAUAUUGAAAACUAUGUUCAUCGUAUUGGAAGAACUGGCCGCUCGGGAAAAACAGGAAUAGCCACUACUUUUGUCAACAAGCUUGUUGAGGAGUCUGUCCUGCGAGACCUUAAGGCGCUAUUGAUGGAAGCCAAACAAAAGGUUCCUCCAUUCCUGUUGGAGCUGGACUCACUCAGUUCAGACAUGCUUGAGCUUGGAGAUGACAAGGGCUGUGCCUAUUGCAGUGGGCUGGGUCAUAGGAUCACAGAGUGCCCAAAACUGGAGGCCAUUCAACAGCAAACAGCCAGCAGUAUUGGCAGAAAAGACUAUUUAUCUAAUUCAGCUGCAGACUGGUAGCUUAUAACAACUUUAGGCUCUUUAAUGAAUCACAUAAUUAUAUAUACAUGAUUGUAUAAUUAUAUGUUACACUUAAAUGCAUCAAAUUCAGAGUUUGCGUUUGCUAAAAAUUUAA